Molecule: messenger RNA, 921 nt
Organism: Rhizopus microsporus ATCC 52813
Lineage: Eukaryota; Fungi; Mucoromycota; Mucoromycetes; Mucorales; Rhizopodaceae
Exons: 6
Coding region: 24-869 (281 amino acids)
Source: RefSeq, a predicted model, not a curated record
UUUUUUUUUUUAAUUUUCAAAUAAUGGAUUUAUUAAAGAGAAAAUUUGAUCAAGUUGAAGACGAAGACGAAUGGGAAAGAGAAGUAGAACGUUUUCCAAAACGACAACGUAAUCCAUACACCACCCAAAUCAGCAUUCUAGAUAAGCAAUACACUGACCUGACGGAAAUAUACAAUGACCUUCAAAAACAACUUCAUGGCUUAGAAAAUGAAUUAGCAGAGCUUCAGCAAGAAGAAGAAACAACAGACGAAAACAUUGAUAAACUAAAGCAACAGCAUGACGACAUAUUAAAUACUAUCAUGGAGUCAAUAGAUGAAGAGAUUGAUAGUCAAGAAGAGGAAGACUACUUUGAAAACGAUGAGGAACUAUCUCUGACGAUAAAUCACGUGCUAAAGGACUGGCAAUCCAUACUAGAAAAGGAGGCAACGAUAGAUGACAUAGACUUGGAGCUAGAUAAUCUAGGUCAUUCAUUUCAAGCAAAUGAAUUUGAUAUCAUUGAUUUGAAUGCUCAAAUCGAAGGAUACAAAUCGCGUAUACAGUGUCUAUAUGAUGACAGGGAGAUAAUGACUGGUUUACCUCAAGUGCUUUCAAUGUUAGAAUCAAACAUAAAAGAGUAUCAGGAUGAGAUAGAUUCCGCUAACAAGAUGCUUGAAAAAUUUGAAAAAGAUACCAUCCGUCCGUGUUUAAUACGCUUAAAUGAGUUGAACAUAAAUAUACCCUUGGGACAAUUACAACAAAGGAAAGAUAUCGCAACUAUGAAGGAUCUGUUACAUGACUUGGAUAUGAUCUAUAGUCUAUCACUUAAACAAAGAGCAUACCAACAACUAACAUCUUAUAUAUAUGAUGACGAAUCAGAAGAUGACACGUAAACAAAUGAUGCCUUGAGCCUAAGCACUGUAAAAAAGAAAGAAAGAAAGAAAG